AUGGACCCCUCAAUUAUGGAAAAGCAAUGGGACGAACUCCCCGACCCCAAACGCGUCUGGGUAGGCCACCCAGGCAGCCGAGAAGAAGGUCUCGGCCGUCUGGUUCUGCUGACGCCAGAGCGGGUGGCUUCAGCCGCACAGACACAGAUCAAGACUGGGAUACGCGUCAAUCUCGGUUGGGAUCUGAACAAGCUUGAGUUUGCGUGCUUUAACCGGCAGCCGUGCGAGCUCAAGAUGGUGCCGCUUCUGGGUGGUGUUGCUUUUGACGAUAUUUACGUUAUGAAUCCUCGACGCGGAGUUCUAAUCGACUACGCAUCAUGGGCUGAGAAGAAGGGCAUCACCUACUCAACCUUCUCUCUACACACCAUCAAACUCAGCGACAUCCACCAGAUCGCCAAGGAAUGUAACAUCACUUUCCAGCGCGGCGACAUUCUUCUUGUUAGAAUCGGCGUGAUCCAAGAAUGGGAGCAUACAAUGGAUGUAGAUGCCAAAAAGGCAUACGCUGCUACAACAAGCCCUCAACAUGCAGGUGUCGAAGGAACAAUGGAAGUGCUCCAGUGGAUAUGGAACACGGGCUUUGCAGCUGUGGCGGGCGAUGCUAUUAGCUGGGAGGUAAGUUUAUGUGAGCUGUUUUAUGUCUGGUACUGA
Fusarium musae is the source of this 648-nucleotide messenger RNA. RefSeq lists its product as uncharacterized. Bases 1 to 648 code for a protein of 215 amino acids. Lineage: Eukaryota; Fungi; Ascomycota; Sordariomycetes; Hypocreales; Nectriaceae. The transcript is spliced from 2 exons. The record is from RefSeq and is a predicted model, not a curated record. Gene Ontology annotation, molecular function: arylformamidase activity.